AUGUCCACCCCACCGAAACCUGUGUCAAUUUCGUAUGAUGGAGACGGUGAGCCGGUCACCUCAUCCAGUUGGAGGACGAGCGAAUGGCCUGUGGAAACCGGCAUUCUGAUAGAGUGCUUGAUACCCCAUCUUCUACACGCACAGUCUCCUCCACCAUCGGAAGCAAGCGUGACGGAGCCGCAGACAGCUUUGGAGUCACCGAGCCGUGGAGACAUAAUGCUAAAUAAACUACCGAUGGAAAAUAAUGGCUUGACGAAUAUGUCGGAUGCCACGUCGAGUUCCAUGCCGAACAAUACUUUUCAAGAUUGUUCUGUUGAAAAUGCGAUUUCGAGCGAGCAAAUUAACCAGCGUACGUUUCUUUCAUUACCUUAUCACAUCGUUUCGCCUCCACCGGUGAUGAAUAUUACUCCGCUCGGCAGAGUUCUCAUUUCUCCAAUUCAUCGUGGUCCUCUGUCACCAGUGGCGAUGAGAGAAUGGUGGAAUGAUGUGCGUAAAUGCCCAGUCAUAUAG
Angiostrongylus costaricensis is the source of this 510-nucleotide messenger RNA. Lineage: Eukaryota; Metazoa; Nematoda; Chromadorea; Rhabditida; Metastrongylidae. The record is from the annotation of a GenBank genome assembly.